GUUGUGGCAUCACCUGGAAGUAGUCACGCGGGCGGGAUGAUCAGAACAACAAGAUGGCGGAGAAUGAAGAGGUUCAGCAGGAGUCAGUUCCGUAACACAGACUUCACCCUGUUGACUGGUGAAACAGCUGUGUGGCACAACAUCAAAACCAGCAUGAAUCUCCAACCGCCAGCCCCUGUCAUCCCCCCUGUGCACCCCGAUGUGCAGAUGAAGCCCCUGCCUUUCUAUGAUGUUCUGGACAUCCUAAUCAAGCCUUCAAGUCUAGGGGUGAGUACCGCACAGAGGUACCACCAAGAAAAAUAUUUUAUCUUCGCCUUGACUCCACAGCAGGUUCGCGAAGUAUGUAUAUCCAGGGAUUUUCUUCCAGGUGGCAGAAGGGACUAUAUGGUUCAAAUUCAACUGAGGGUUAUGCACCUCCACCAAAAAAUGGUGUGGAGCAGAAGAGACCAGGAAGACCUCUCAACAUUACCUCCCUUGUCCGACUCUCAUCUGCAGUACCAAAUCAGAUUUCAGUGACAUGGGCACCUGAAAUUGGAAAAACCUAUUCUAUGUCUGUGUACCUGGUGAGGCAGCUGACAUCCCCAUUGCUGCUCCAGAGGUUGAGGAUGAAGGGCAUCAGAAAUCCAGACCACUCCAGAGCACUAAUUAAAGAGAAGCUGACAGCAGAUCCAGACAGUGAGAUUGCUACAACAAGCCUUCGAGUCUCACUUAUGUGUCCGCUGGGUAAGAUGCGGCUGACGGUGCCAUGCCGGGCAGUAACCUGCUCUCACCUGCAGUGUUUUGACGCUGCCCUCUACCUACAGAUGAAUGAGAAGAAACCCACUUGGAUUUGUCCUGUGUGUGACAAGAAAGCAACAUACGAGAGUCUCAUUAUUGAUGGUUUAUUCUUGGAGAUCCUCAACGACUGUUCAGAUGUGGAUGAAAUCAAGUUUCAGGAAGAUGGAACCUGGUGUCCCAUGAGACCAAAGAAAGAUGCUGUCAAGGUCCCUUCUCAGUCAGUUCAAAAAAUUGAGACUGCUUUGCGCCAGCCAUCAGUGGUUCCCUUUUCUACUGAGCCCAGCUCCAUCAAGAAGCCUGAUGUGAUUGAUCUAACUCUGGAAAGCUCUUCUUCUUCUGAUGAUGAAGAACAAGCAGACCUUCCACUGAAGAAACGCUGCAUUUACAUUUCCAAGACUGAGGAGAUGCAGGGAAAGGGAGUCUUGACCUACCAGCCCACUGUGCAUGUGCCAAACGUCCAGUCCCUGGACCCAUCGUAUCUGACAUCUACGCUUGCCGACUAUGCAGUCCCCUUCCACCCAUCCACCCUUGCCACCAUCCCCACAGACAUGCAGAGUCUGGAUUUGUUUUCCCUAAUUCAAGCAGAUCCUCAGCAUUACCGGCCUCAGAUGUUCCUGGAUAAUCUGACAGGCAGCAUGCAAAGUGCCGCUGCAGCCAGCACCAGCGCGGCCAUGGUUUCCUCUAGCAGCCACUAUGACACCAGCACCCACACUGCCAGCUCCAUCCAUGAAACAAUGGUCAUCACAGGAGGAGGGGCUGACAGUGGUAUAUCAGAUAUCAUUUCACUAGACUGAGCCAUGUCACACUCAGCCUUUUUCAGGCCUGUUUUUGUGGCCUUUUUUUAGUCUGGACUGCAAGUACAUGUCAUGCUGAGUUUGACACAGAAGCACCCAAAUUGGUAUACAUUAGCACUUUGAUGGUUUGAGCAUUUUCCUUGCAUUGAAAACAAUAUUCAGUGACAUUUCUUUUUGGGUUUUUCAAAUGCAAAUGGGGGUUUCCUCCUAAAUGCUUUGAAUGAUAGAGUUCACUAUUUGUUGGCCAAGGACAACAUACCUGAUGACAUGACAAUUAACAGCUUGUAUCAGUGAACUGUCUUUUCUUCUCUUGAAGUUUGUUGGUCUAACCUUGUAUAUACUGUUAUUUUGGCCUUUGUUUAGUCCUGUAUUUCCUGGUGUUUUAGCCUUGGUUUAGUCUAUUCUCUAGCCUUUUAUGUCUGAUUUGGUGCUUCUCUACCUUGCUAGGUGUCACUCUGUUCACUCUUUUGUAUUGGACAUGGAGCAUAGACUCAAUUAACCUAGCAAGACUUGCAUUACAGCCAUUUAUUUAAACAUUUAUAUUAAAAAUGUUGCCUUAA
Monopterus albus (swamp eel) is the source of this 2131-nucleotide messenger RNA. It is a transcript of the gene pias2, whose product is annotated as protein inhibitor of activated STAT, 2. Gene Ontology annotation, biological process: regulation of transcription by RNA polymerase II; protein sumoylation. Bases 342 to 1571 code for a protein of 409 amino acids. Gene Ontology annotation, cellular component: chromatin. The transcript has 13 exons. Gene Ontology annotation, molecular function: zinc ion binding; SUMO ligase activity; transcription coregulator activity. Lineage: Eukaryota; Metazoa; Chordata; Actinopteri; Synbranchiformes; Synbranchidae. The record is from RefSeq and is a predicted model, not a curated record.